AUGGAUAGUUCAGAUGCAAAUGUUUCGAAGGAAAAUGGAGGCCUCUUAAAAGAUAUUGUACAAAUAGAAAAUUCCAGUGAGCCUAUGGAUGAUUCUAAAUGGUUGCAAGAAAGCAUGAGUACAGAAGUUACCCACGAAGCUCUACCAGUUGACCAGGGCUUAAGCACGGCCCAUGAUGAAAAGGCCCUAUCAACUUCUGGGGUAGAUCCGACAGGAGAAAAAGGACUUUCGGAAAUCAUAAUCGUACAAAAUAAACCCAAAAAAUCUUUGUCUUCACCGGUUGCCCCAGAAGAUUAUGUUUGUACCGAUAUUGAUAGAGGCAUAAUUGAAUCUGUCAAAAAAAUUCCAUCUUCACCUAGGAAUGAGGAACUUGUGCUCAUAGAUGAUAUUCCGGUGUCGAGAAACCACAUGGAAUGUCUUUUUCAGCCAUAUGAAUACUUGUCUGACGAGGUCAUAGAUACUUAUAUUAAACUACUAGAGGCCCAGAAGGGUUUGAAAAAGAGGCCAGGAGGUGUUCCUUCCAAUAAAUGUUACAAAUACACAUUGGUACUUGCUGUUAUAAACGCCGACAAACGUGAGGUUCAGGUUCAUACUAUCGUGCAAGAUGAUAUGAAAGAAUUUAGAUUGAAGCUUGCGGCGAUCUUGCUAUCGUCAGAGUUAAACAAACGAAAGGGUGCUCCAUAUCUUGAUAGUGAUAAAAAUAUUAGAAGCCCAAGCGACCAUGCCAUAAUAGAGAAUCCAAAGAUGACUGAUCAAGUGUCCAUGAAAAAGAGAAAACAUUCAGAGGAGGCCGAAUGCUUAGUGGUUCAAACCGGCACCCCUCAACAUAUACAAACUCAGAAUAAAUCUCCACAAGUCCAUACCAACCAAGACCCUGAUGAGUUUUGGGCAUUUGAGGCCAUGAAAGAUAUGCCAAUGAACAAGGAAGAGAUGACUGAGUUACUGUAUGAUUACGUCAUGGCAAUUCAGGAUGAAGCGACGUUGAAGUAA
Molecule: messenger RNA, 990 nt
Organism: Miscanthus lutarioriparius
Lineage: Eukaryota; Viridiplantae; Streptophyta; Magnoliopsida; Poales; Poaceae
Source: the annotation of a GenBank genome assembly